AUGAUUGUCAAUCUACUACGCCUAUAUGCGAACGGCACCUUGCUGGAAAAUGACAUCCACUUCCCUGCCCCUCCAAAUAACUUCAAUCCUGCUCCAUCUGUCUUACGGAUGAACGUUUUAUGGUUCCUAAGCAUGACGUUGGCGUUAAGCGUUGUUCUAGUGGGAACCAUAUGCCUCCAGUGGAUUCGCGAAUUCCAGCGAGAUCCUAGGGUGAAUUCGCAAAGGGCAUUCGCGAUUCGACAAAUGCGCAGGGACGGGCUCUACAAAUGGAAAGUCCCAUCAAUCAUAUCCAGCCUUCCCAUUCUCCUUCAGCUUUCCCUGUUCCUCUUCUUCUGGGGUCUGUUCGAGUUUCUAUGGAGCUUGAACUCCAAAGUUACACUGAUUAACUCGGCUGUGGUUGCUGUCGUUAUCUUCUGUGUCAUGGCUACCUUGUUUCUCCCGGCAUUACAGGUAAUUUUUGCCAGCAGUGACAAGAUCGAAAAGCUGUGUCAAUGUCCUUACAAAUCCCCUCUCGCUUGGACCUUUGCCAAAGCUUUAUUUUGGAUUGCCUUGAAGGUGAUUGACUGCAUUCGAUGGAGCAUACGGAGCGAUUUUCAAGGAAAGAAAAAAAAGCUGCUCACCGAACUCUGCAGCAAAGAUUGCGAGGAUUGGGACUCAUUUGACAAUCAAUGGCAACAUUGCAGAUCACACUCAUACCAACCUCGCUCAGACAUUCACGCAAGCAACGAGAGCUGCGACAUUGGCCAUGGCUUCGCAUGGAUGGGGCAAAAGUAUAUGCAUACGCAGGACACGACAUACACCUUGUAUCAUAUGAUACGCAACGUCCACCGGUCGACCAGUACCACCGCUCUGAAGAGGCUCUUCGACAAUAACGCGUCCUCCUCCUUUUUGGAUUUAGCCUUGUCUGUAACUUCCCCUCAAGACGAGGACCUUUUGCACGACCUGUAUAGCGCGCUACUGUUAAGUCAUGUGGCAACCAGCAGCAAAGACCCGCACCAGCAAGAAGCAUUGAUUUUUCAGCGAACUGAGCUAUUUAUCCGAAUUGCUAAUUUCGGUGCUGCUUCUACCACGCGCAGAAUUCAGAGCUUUCCCGGAGACACGCCUCGAGAAUUUGUUGAACGGUGCAUUGGAGAUAAGGAACUUGGCAUAAACCCAUUCGUCGGGAACCCGGAAUAUUUGACCAAGCUUCCGAUGGUGCUGAUGGUCCAGAUUAUCAUAGCAUUCAGAACCUACCUGACCGAGGGUUUGGAACUGCAUGACGUACUAUGGGAUCUAAGCAAACAAAUUGUGCUUCAUCUUUUGAGCACGCCGGAUCGACCAUCUUUCAAUAUCUCGAUGGAAGAUGAACUUGAUUUCUUCAAUGUGAAUCUCAGUCACCAUUUGAGUCGGAUAAAGUUGGGAUCAAUACAUUUCAGCGGUGCAAAUGGUCAGCGCGACCAGCACGACCGUCAGCGCAUACGGGAGUACGUUCGUGCGUGA
Psilocybe cubensis is the source of this 1479-nucleotide messenger RNA. RefSeq lists its product as uncharacterized. The coding region runs from base 1 to 1479 and encodes 492 amino acids. Lineage: Eukaryota; Fungi; Basidiomycota; Agaricomycetes; Agaricales; Agrocybaceae. The transcript is spliced from 3 exons. The record is from RefSeq and is a predicted model, not a curated record.